Messenger RNA from Parnassius apollo (apollo), 279 nucleotides. The record is from the annotation of a GenBank genome assembly. Lineage: Eukaryota; Metazoa; Arthropoda; Insecta; Lepidoptera; Papilionidae.
AUGUAUACACCUGACGCUUUUAUCGGGGCUAUAAAGGCGGCACGGAAUAAAAGCGAGCCAUUUCAUGUCAAUGAAAUGUGUUUCGAUGAUUUCUUUGAUUGGAAAAGUAUAUGCACUCAAAUGAACUUUGCGAUAAUGAAAGAUGAAGACAAUAAUACUGUGAAACUGGCUGGACUCAAGAUGAUUAAAGUUCAAAGUUCUGAUCCCGAUGCCAUAUUUUUCAAAGAAUCAUACGCUGACGAAUUAUUCAAGAAAGCUAUAGGUGGUGAAAAAAAAUAG